Messenger RNA from Fragaria vesca subsp. vesca, 1142 nucleotides. RefSeq names its product peroxidase 17-like. Gene Ontology annotation, molecular function: heme binding; peroxidase activity. Lineage: Eukaryota; Viridiplantae; Streptophyta; Magnoliopsida; Rosales; Rosaceae. Bases 17 to 1006 code for a protein of 329 amino acids. Gene Ontology annotation, biological process: hydrogen peroxide catabolic process; response to oxidative stress. The transcript is spliced from 3 exons. The record is from RefSeq and is a predicted model, not a curated record.
CAAACUGAAACAUACAAUGUCUCCUUUCUUCCUUCCUCUCCUCCUCCUCCUCCGCAUAAUAACCGGGGCGGCCGCCGUGCAGCUCCGUCCCGGUUAUUACUCCGGGAUGUGCCCGGAAGCCGAAACCAUAGUCAGGGAUGUCAUGAAGAAGGCCUUUGCUAGAGAGCCCCGGAGCCUUGCGUCUGUCAUGCGCUUUCAGUUCCAUGAUUGCUUUGUUAAUGGGUGUGAUGCUUCUAUGUUACUUGAUGACACACCAACCAUGCUUGGGGAAAAGCUUUCUCUUUCAAACAUAAACUCACUGAGAUCUUAUGAGGUUGUUGAUGAAGUCAAGGAAGCCUUGGAGAAGGUCUGUCCUGGUGUUGUUUCUUGUGCUGACAUCAUCAUCAUGGCUUCUAGAGAUGCUGUUGCUCUGACUGGAGGACCAGAUUGGCAAGUAAAGCUAGGAAGAUUGGACAGCUUAACAGCAAGCCAAGAAGCCUCAGACAACGUUAUGCCUAGUCCAAGAGCCAAUGCAACCUUCCUCAUUGAUCUCUUUGCCAAAUUCAAUCUUUCUGUCAAAGACCUGGUUGCGCUUUCAGGGUCACACUCCAUCGGCCAAGGGCGGUGCUUCUCCAUCAUGUUUCGGCUGUACAACCAAUCCGGCACAGGCAGGCCGGACCCUGCUUUUGAACCAAUGUAUAGAAAAAAGCUAAACAAACUAUGCCCUUUGAAUGUGGACCAAAACGUGACUGGAGACCUUGAUGCUACUCCUAUAAUAUUUGAUAAUCAGUACUUCAAGGACUUGGCUUCCGGGAGAGGGUUUCUUAAUUCGGAUCAAACACUUUUCACAUUUCCGGAGACAAGAGGAUUUGUGAAGCAGUUCAGCAUUGAUCAAGAAGAAUUUUUCAAGGCUUUUGUUGAGGGGAUGAUAAAGAUGGGUGACUUGCAGAUUGAGCAACCUGGGGAGAUAAGGAAAAAUUGCAGGGUGGCUAAUCGUCGCGCUGUCGAAACAUUCUGGGAGUCUUGAAGGGAUCAGACUACGAUAUUAUGUCAUCUUCAAUAGCAUUAAUAAGUCUGAUAUGUAAUCAAAUUGUGGAAGGUUUUUAUAUGGAAAGAGAAAGUAGAGUGAUGUUGAUACUUGAUAGUAAACAGAACUCUUUUUU